CGCCACGGGUCCUUCGCGCCGCGCCGCGAGCGGUCCGCGCGCGCCGCGUUCUACGUCGGCGGCCGCGAGUACUUCGGCGCGCUGCUCGCGGCGAUCCGGGGCGCGAGGCGGUCGAUUUUUUUGGCGGACUGGCGCAUCUACCCGCCCCUCCUGCUGAAGCGGGCGCCGGACGGCGCGCCCGCGUCCCUGGAGGCCGCGCUGGCGGCCCGCGUCGCCGAGGGCGUCGACGUCUACGUGUUGCUGUACCGCGAGUUCUCCGAGUCGCUCCAGGCGAAGCACCGGAGCGGCGACCACGCGCGGUCCCUGCGGGCGCUGUCGCGGGACGGCCGGGGCCGCGUCUACGUGCUGCGCCACCCGCGCCACCUCUCGGCGGGCCAGGUCUUCUGGAGCCACCACGAGAAGGUCUGCGUCGUCGACCAGCGCGUCGCGUUCGUCGGGGGCAUGGACCUGUGCGAGGGCCGCUACGACGACCUGGCCCACGGCCUGCGCGACGAC
Molecule: messenger RNA, 495 nt
Organism: Aureococcus anophagefferens
Lineage: Eukaryota; Pelagophyceae; Pelagomonadales; Pelagomonadaceae
Exons: 1
Molecular function (GO): catalytic activity
Source: RefSeq, a predicted model, not a curated record